AUGUCGGCAAAUUUGUUAGUUUCGGCGUCAAAAGAUGUUAAAAUAUGGGAUUUAAAGUCAAUACCUGGUGAUAAGAAUUCCAAUGAAAUUGAGACAUCAAAGAAUAUUAUUCCAGAACAAUUGCUUGGUGUUGAAGUUUCUUCGUUUGCUCCUCACGAUGCUUCAACUGGAGUCGGUGUAGUUCGUUGGAACCACGACAAUCAGCUAUUGGCUGUAGUGGGAAAUGAAGGAACUCUUACAAUACAUGAUUCGCAAGGAACAUUCAUAGAAACAAUACCGUCGAAUAAUCAUGGAUCAGACGAUUACACAAAAAUUAGUUCGCUUCGCUUUUCAGAUAAAUCACAAUAUGUUUUAUUUGGAGGUUCUGAUAAGAUUGUUAAUAUUUGGGAUCGUAAAGGAUCAAGUUUUCUUGAGCCUUUGGAGGGACACAGUAGUGCUGUAACAUGUAUUGAUUUGAAUUUGGAUGAAUCCAUUGUGGCUAGUUCUGCCUUAAAUGGAAACAUCAUUAUUCAUAAUCGACAAAAAUCCAAUUCACGGAAUAAUUUAACUGUAUUGACGAAACAACCAAUAAACGUUUUGCAAUAUUCAUAUGUCAAACGAGGUCUGUUGGCUGCUGGUGGUGAAGAUGGAUCAUUACGAUUGUGGGAUACCAGUGGAUCUACGACAGCAAUACAGACAUAUGAAAAAGCCCAUCACUCAGAGAUUAAAGGAAUAGCCUUUUCGCCUUCCAAUUCACAUUUGUUGUUAAGUGCAGGAAUGGAUAGGCGUAUCGUUAUGUAUGAUGUUGGCAAAAAAGAAUGUCUGAAAAAUAUAUACACAGAAUCGCCUUUGACGUCAUUGGCCUACAGGGCAGACUGUGUCACUAUAGCAGUUGGUACGCUGCAAGGCAAGAUUUUGAUAUAUGACUUGCGUUCGCUCAACAAAGUCAUGUGUACAUUAAACGGAUGCGAAUCUCGGCCUAUUCAAUGUUUACAUUUUCAGGAGAAAGGUCGUGCUUCCAUGCGCCGCGCUACCUUGAGUAAGAAUAAGAAUAGUCAUGUUAGAACAUCCUCAAGAGGGACGACACUUCCCGCUUCUUCUUCUAACAGAUCAGCGAAGGGUGUGGCAGCGAAAUCAUCAUCUCCGGUCCUUAGUGAAUCAAAGGGAAAAAAUUACAUGGACAUGUUUUCGCCAGUUAAGAAAGUGGUUAAGGAUGAUAUCACUUCCGAUGACACCUUUUCUAGUAGCACAGAAAAUAACAUUGAUAAUAAUAAGAACCAUAAUGGGGCUGCUGACGAAAACGUUAAUACUAGAAACAUUAUUGAUAAAAAUAGGAUUCGCGUGACCCAUAGUGUAGCUUCUGACGAAAACGUUGAUACUAAAACCAUCAUUGAUGAUAAAAUCCACGUGAAUCAUAUUAGAACCGCUGACGAAAACGUUAUUACUAAAAACAUCAUUGGUGAUAAGAACCAUAGUAGAACUGCUGAGGAAAACGUUAUUACUAAAAACAUCAUUGAUGAUAAGAUCCAUGGUAGAACUGCUGAGGAAAACGUUGUUACUAAAAACAUUACUGAUGAUAAGAUCCAUGUGAAACAUGGUGGAGCCGACGAAAACGUUAAUACUAAAAAUAUGAUUUAUGAUAAGAACCACGUGAACCAUAAUAGAGCCACUGACGAGAACGUUACCGCUAAAAACAUCAUUGAUGAUAAGACCCAUAAUGGAGCUGCUGACGAAAAUGUUAACACAAUAAACACAGCAACAAAUUUUCAGCUUCAAGUUAUUGGAAGCGUUGUUGAUGAAUGUUUACAAGACUUCCGGAUAUCAUUACGAAACGAUAUACAAAAUAUGCAUUUGGAAUUGUUACGACAGUUUCACAUUCAAAAGAUGGAAUUAGAGACGAUGUUUUUAAAAAAUCGAGGAGAAACUAUGGCAUUACGUGAAGAAGUCGAACGACUUCAAAACUUGCAAACUUAUUGA
This is a messenger RNA of Funneliformis caledonium, 1956 nucleotides long. The record is from the annotation of a GenBank genome assembly. Lineage: Eukaryota; Fungi; Glomeromycota; Glomeromycetes; Glomerales; Glomeraceae.